This is a messenger RNA of Funneliformis mosseae, 155 nucleotides long. The record is from the annotation of a GenBank genome assembly. NCBI's taxonomy places the organism in Eukaryota, Fungi, Glomeromycota, Glomeromycetes, Glomerales, Glomeraceae.
AGGAAGAAGAAGAAACCUUUGGAGAAUUAGAAAAACAAGGAACAACAAAUCCAGCGAGUCCACUUUGUACAGGUCAAGAACAAUUUGGCUUAAGUGCUGAUGAAGAUGAUGGACAUCGUUUGUAUGAGUUUUCUAUAAGGUCUAUUUCAAAAUAA